Molecule: messenger RNA, 1858 nt
Organism: Emericellopsis atlantica
Lineage: Eukaryota; Fungi; Ascomycota; Sordariomycetes; Hypocreales; Bionectriaceae
Product: fasciclin domain-containing protein
Exons: 3
Coding region: 383-1723 (446 amino acids)
Biological process (GO): macroautophagy
Cellular component (GO): fungal-type vacuole membrane
Source: RefSeq, a predicted model, not a curated record
UUCCUCUGGAGACUGGACUGGACUGGGUGCAUGGUCCGGAGACUUUCACUCCCGCGCGGGUGUUUGAGAAGGGAGGAGACUGGACUGGGCGCAGCCAGUAAUGGCACGAUCUGAGGGUGGUGGUUGCGUGCUACGUAGGCGCUGCGCGCUGGAGUGUGCUGGUAAUGGACGUACGUACGUUACGUACGGAUACGUACGCGAUGCUCUCGGAUUCCGAGGGGUGUGUGGGCUGACGAGUGAUGAUGCUGGCUAAUGAAUGGUUCUUACUUAAGUAUACAGAGCAUCUCAGGCCAGCACGGCCAAGUUUCCUUUUUUUUUCUUCUGAAUCUUGCACCUUAUCUCGCUAGGCUGCCAGAAGACUGACCCAGGGACACUGUUGAAGAUGAAGUUCACGCCUUUCCUCGCCUCGGGCGCUGCUGCCAUGCUCAUCGUGCCGGGAUCCUCGGCCAACGAGCCCCAGGCGCCCAUCUCCCUCGACCAUGGUGAGGCAUCGACCUUCUGGGACAAGCUCGCCCCGGCUGCUGAUGCCAUCGAGUCGGCCAUUGACGAUUCCGUCGACUUCCUCACCUCCGGCUUCGAGACGGUCAAGGAGACUGUCGGCGAGCUACAGGAGGAGUUCCAGACUCAGCUCAAUGACGCCGUUCAGGCCGUCGAUGACCACCACCACCACCACCCCCCCAAGCACGACACCAGGGACCACACCAUCUACGAACUCAUCAGCAAGAGCAAUUACACCAAGAAAUUCGCCAAGAUUGUCGACGAGCACCCUGAUGUCGUCAAGCUGCUUAACUCGACGCACGCGUCCCACAACCUGACCCUCUUUGUGCCCAUUGACGAGGCCUUUGAGCACAUCCCCGACGACCAUGAGAAGCCCAGCAAGGAAUUCGUCGAGGCCCUCCUCCAGUACCACGUUGGCAUUGGCGAGUAUCGCGCGAAGCGCAUCCUCGGCACGGACACCAUUCCCACAGCCUACGAUGAAGAGUGGCUUGGUGGUGAGCCCCAGCGACUUCGCGUCGGCCUUGGUCUGGGCGGCGUCAACCUCAACUUUUACAGCAGGGUCGUGGCCGUCGACAUUGGCGCCAAGAAUGGUGUCAUCCACGGCGUCCGCAGCAUCCUGGUGCCGCCUCCCAUGAUCGGGCGCAUCCUCACCCUCUUCCCCGGCGAGUUCUCGACCCUCCUCCUCGCCUACGAGAAGACGGAGUUUGUCAAAUUCAUCCACGGCGUCAAAAUGGUCGGCAGCACCGUCUUUGCGCCCUCCAACCGCGCCUUUAGCAGCCUCGGCCCGCGCGUCAACGCCUUCCUCUUCAACACCGAGACGGGCCUCAAGUACCUCAAGGCCCUGCUCAAGUACCACAUUGUCGCCAAUGUGACCCUGUACACGGAUGCCGUGUACGACAAGACCGACGACAAGGCCAAGGAGCAGUCUCGUGAGCACUUUGACCUCAAGACGCUUCUGGGUGGCGCACACAUUGGCGUGGACAAGGCCACGUUUGCCGGCUUCACCGUCAUCAAGGUCAAUGGUUUCGCGAACGUUGUUCGACGUGAUGCACCAGGAAAGAAUGGUGUCAUUCACGUGCUGGACAAGGUCCUGAUUCCUCCCCGCAAGCAUGGCGAGGAGAGUCUGUUUGAGGAGAUUUUCGAGGAGCUGACCGUCGAGGACCUCAUGGAGCGCCUUGGCGACUUUGUCGAAGAUGACGAGAGCCCCAACGAGUUGGAGCUGUGAUAGGGCUCUGGCGACUGCAGUGACAUGCACUCGGAAAACUCAAAGCCAGGAGGAAAAGGGCAUGUACAUGUAUUCAUGAUAGCGCAAUGAGACGCAGAAUGAUGCAAGGAGAAACUCAAGUAUUCUUCACCAGGC